Messenger RNA from Camelus dromedarius (Arabian camel), 180 nucleotides. Its product is annotated as small ribosomal subunit protein eS27-like. The coding region runs from base 4 to 162 and encodes 52 amino acids. Lineage: Eukaryota; Metazoa; Chordata; Mammalia; Artiodactyla; Camelidae. The record is from RefSeq and is a predicted model, not a curated record. Gene Ontology annotation, biological process: ribosomal small subunit assembly; translation. Gene Ontology annotation, cellular component: cytosolic small ribosomal subunit; ribosome. The transcript has a single exon. Gene Ontology annotation, molecular function: RNA binding; structural constituent of ribosome.
UUCAUGGAUGUGAAAUGCCCAGGAUGCUGUAAAAUCACCACCAUCUUUAGCCAUGCACAAACAGUAGUUUUGUUUGUUGUUUGCUCCACUGUCAUCUGCCAGCUUACAGGAGGAAAAGCAAGACUUAAAAAAGGAUGCUCCUUAAGCUGGAAGCAGCACUAAAAGCACCCUGAAUCAAGA